AUGGAGGGCUUGUCGCGCCUGGACGAGCUUUGCCAGGAGGCUCCCGGAAAGACGAAGGACAAGGUACCAGCCAAAGAGAGAGGCGCCAAUGGCGGCGCGCCAUCGCUGGACGAUUUCUUAAAAAUGUUUGAAGAAGAGGACUCGAAGUGCAGGUUGCCGCGCGCGGCUGACUUGAUCGUGGCGCGGAGUGAUGAAGAGGCAAAAGUUGCAGCCGAUGCAACGGCGCCUGCUGCACUCUUGGAGGACGAAGAUGGUGACGUGGCGCAUGUGUUUCUGGAGGAACCGGUCAAAGCCAAGGACGAG
Molecule: messenger RNA, 303 nt
Organism: Symbiodinium necroappetens
Lineage: Eukaryota; Dinophyceae; Suessiales; Symbiodiniaceae
Source: the annotation of a GenBank genome assembly